Molecule: messenger RNA, 1590 nt
Organism: Cryphonectria parasitica EP155
Lineage: Eukaryota; Fungi; Ascomycota; Sordariomycetes; Diaporthales; Cryphonectriaceae
Product: cytochrome P450
Exons: 3
Molecular function (GO): iron ion binding; heme binding; oxidoreductase activity, acting on paired donors, with incorporation or reduction of molecular oxygen
Source: RefSeq, a predicted model, not a curated record
GUCCUCAUCCACCUCGCCCGCCAGAAAGUCCACCCCAGGGAACCCCAGGUCGUCUCCUGUCCGCUGCCCAUCCCUUUCAUAGGCCACCUCGUCCUCAUGGCCCUCCAGGGCGGCCACUAUAUCCGCACCCUCGGCCUCGCCCAUCCACACCUCCCAGCCUUUACCCUCGUCGUGCCCUUUGCCCGUCUCUAUAUCAUCACAUCGCCACCUCUUGCAGUCGCCAUCCAGCGGAGGCCCGUCGCGCAGCUGUCGUCGAAUGCUCUGCUUCCCAGUAUCGUGAAGAGGGCUAUGGGUCUUGAUGACCGCACCGCUGACAUCGUGAGCCGUGGUCUUGACCCCAUAAGCGGCGGCGGCGGCGGAGUCGGCGUCUUGGCUGAGCUGCACGCCAUGCUUACUUCCUACCUGGGACCGGGCACGCCACUGGACGAGUUGACCGUGGGCUCCGCUAAGGAACUCGCCGCCGAGUUAGACGAGUACGUCCGCACCACGAACCUGGGAGGAAACAAUGGUCCAACGGCAGAGGUAGCGGCAGAGGAGGACCUACUCCCCUGGGCUCGCCGCCUCGUCGUGCGCGCCACCUCCCGCGUGCUUUACGGCAGCCGAAACCCCCUCGCCACGGCAUCGUCCACCUCCUCUACCAAGGAGGAUCUCGAGCGCGCCUUCUGGGAUUUUGACCACGGCCUGGGUCGACUGGUCGCUGGUGUCCUGCCUCCCUCAUUCGUCGCACGCAAGGCCUACCGCGGCCGGGAGAUGCUUACUGCCGCGUUCAAGGAGUACAUUGACGCAGGCCACUACGAGCCCACCACCUCUUCCUUGAAAGAGUCUGGCGGUAACGGUGAUGGUGCUGCCCCCAUCAUCCUCAACCGUAUCCGCAUCGCCCGCGCACACGGCUUCUCCGCCGACGGCGUCGCGCGCUCCGAGGUAAGCUUCCUCUUUGCUGCCAUCGUGAACACAGCCACGGUCGCGUUCUGGGUGCUGGCGCGCGUAUGCUCCGACCCAAAGCUUCUGGCACUCAUCCGCUCUGAACUCGACGGCAUCGUGGUCAAGAACAACAAGGAGCCCUCCUCCUCCUCUCACGACAGGAAACCCACACGCCAGCUAAGCAGCAGCGCCCUCACCGCCCACGGCUGCCGAGACUGCCCCACGCUGUGGGCUGUGUACCGCGAGACCCUUCGCCUGGGCUCGAACAACUUCUCCACGCGCCUGGUGAAGGAGGACACGGUCGUCACAGCCGCAGGGCUGGUCGGGGAAGGAGGUGCAGAAGGGGGAGGAGGGUAUUUCCUGCAGCGGGGUGGGAUCGUGCAGAUUGCGGGGGGAGUGAUGCACAUGAACCGGGCCAUCUGGGGUGAGGAUGCGGCCGAGUUUCAGCCCCUGCGGCACUUGGCCAAGCUUCGCAAGCCGCAGCAGCAACAGCUGAAGCGGCAGGGCGAGGCGACAUUGGGGUCGUCGGCGGUUCAUCCCGCAGCGUUUCGUGGGUUUGGGGGUGGUAGAACAUUGUGUCCUGGCCGCCAUUUCGCUACGGGUGAGAUUUUGGGCUUUGUGGCGUGUGUGCUGCUGAGGUUUGAAAUCCAAGGCGUGGGUGGUGGCGGC